Molecule: messenger RNA, 2311 nt
Organism: Salvia miltiorrhiza (redroot sage)
Lineage: Eukaryota; Viridiplantae; Streptophyta; Magnoliopsida; Lamiales; Lamiaceae
Product: probable galacturonosyltransferase 15
Exons: 5
Coding region: 445-1908 (487 amino acids)
Molecular function (GO): polygalacturonate 4-alpha-galacturonosyltransferase activity
Source: RefSeq, a predicted model, not a curated record
GUAGUCACAUGAAUAAAUACGUUACUGAAUUUGUUUAUGCUUUUAUCCCAACGUAUACCAAUGCGUGAUCUUAUUCUCUCUGACUACACACAGUUCACGUAUCAAAUAUAUAUAAGUUGUAACACUACCCAGCCACUGAAACACACACACACACACACACACUCAAGUUGAAGCAUCAAAGCAACUAGUGGAAUAGGAUCUGCUGAGCCAAUUGAUCUCCGAAGCUAAACUUUCCGUUAAUCCAAUGCGCUCUUCCACUCAAAUUCAAUUCCCGAAAAUAUUAGACGUGAACACAGCCAUCAAUCCAUUGGAUCUGGAGCUGAUGAAGAAUUGAUUUCAAUCUUCCGAUGAGAUAUCUUUCGGAAAAUAGGAUCAUGAAGUUUUGUAUAUUGACGACCUGUGUUAGUAGAAUCUCUGUAUCCGUCGACGGCGUUUGACGGAAAAAUGAAAGUGAAGAAGUCGGCCGCGGCGGCUGUCGGCCGGCGAUUGGCUUAUCGGACUGCGAUGUUGCCGGCGGUGCUGAUGCUUGCUUUAGUUUUGCCCUUUCUCUUCAUUAGGACUGCGUUUCUAGUUCUGGAAUCUGCUGCUCUUUGCUCUUCCUCUAUCGGCUGCAUUACACGGAGGGUUUUCGGCGGGAGUGACGUGUCCGUGGCGAGAGAAGAGCUGAGAAAGGCGUUGUUGGAGGCAGCAAGCAGUAGCAAUGAUGAUGAUGUUGAGAUUGAGAAAUUGGAUGGAGGCCCAAUUUCAUUCAAGGAUCUUGUGAGGGACUUCACGUCAAACAAACACGACAUCAGAUACUUCGCUUUCACCACCAAAACAAUGAUUGAGAAGAUGGAACGGUUAGUCUCGAGUGCAAAAUGGCAAGAAUCUGUGUACUGGCAUUUAGCUACUCAUGGCGUACCCAACAGCCUACACUGUCUCUCUCUGGUGUUGGCUGAAGAGUAUGCUGUCAACGCCAUGGCUCGUGCUCGUCUUCCUCCGCCUCACCACGUUCACCGCCUCACUGACCCUCUCUCCCACCACGUCGUUCUUCUAACUGACAACGCCCUUGCGGCCUCCGUUGUCGUCUCCUCCGCCGUCAAGGCCUCCUCCAAUCCCGGAGCUCUGGUAUUCCACGUUGUGACCGACAGGAAAUCCUACACUUCCAUGCAUUCAUGGUUCGCAUUGAACAACAUUCAUUCCGCCGUCAUCGAGAUCAAGGGCUUGCAUCACUACGACUUGAAUCUGGCCGUUGAGGAAAUGUUGGAAGCUGACAACCACAGACGCAGCGUGUCGUUGCUGAAUCACCUCCGCAUGUAUCUCCCUCAGCUGUUUGCUGAUCUCGACAAAGUUGUGGUUCUGGACGAUGAUGUGGUGGUGCAGCGCGACUUGUCGUUGCUAUGGGAGUUGGACCUCCAUGGGAAAGUUGUGGGUGCAUCCGGGUGUGGAAGUGAGGACUGCUGCAAGACUUACAAGGAAUACUUGAAUUUCAGCCAUCCCAUCAUCUCAUCCAGCUUCGAUCAGCACCGCUGUGGGUGGCUGUUUGGGAUGAACAUCUUCGACCUCAAGCAAUGGAGGAACUCCAAUAUCACUGCAACAUAUCACAAAUGGCUUCAUCUGAACCUCAACUCUGGCUACACACUGUGGCGCUCUGGAGCACUUCCGCCGGCCUUGAUUGCUUUCGAGAACCUCGUGCACUGCCUUGAUCCUUCAUGGCAUGUAGCUGGUCUAGGGCAGCGCUAUCCGAAUGUGGAAAAGGAAAUGGUUGAAGCUGCUGCGGUGGUACAUUUCAGCGGGCCGGCUAAGCCGUGGCUGCAGACGUGCUCCCCUGAGGUAAGAAGCCUCUGGUAUACACAUCUAAAUCUCUCAAAUCAAUACAUUGCUACAUGUGGAAUAGCUGCCUCCCUCUCUCUAUACACAUCUAUCUAACUAGUAAUAAGUUACUAGGUUCAUUUGCCCGAAUUUGCUAUUUUCACACGACUUUUAAAACGUUUGUAGUUACAACACCAUGUUUUAGAUCUUUUGCAAUGACAGCAUUUCCCAACUUUUUUCAUCAGAGUUUAAUUUCUCCGGCAUUGCAGAAAAAGUUUGAGGAUGUUGUUGUUGCAAACAAUUAAUAGACGGUGUUGUAGUUGCAACGUUUUAAAAAUGGUGUGAAAACUGUAAAAUUAGGGUGAAGGUGGUUUUAUUUAUGAGAGUUAACCUUAAACGGUUAGUUUUAGAGGCAUUAAUUGGGUGAGGCAGAGGGCAGUCUCUUCUCAUGGCCAUCUUGUAGAGGAAGAUACAGUUACACAGUAUUCUCCAAUUUGGAAAUAAUCACCUUUUCAUAAUA